Echinops telfairi (small Madagascar hedgehog) is the source of this 2028-nucleotide messenger RNA. It is a transcript of the gene ADIPOR1, whose product is annotated as adiponectin receptor 1. Lineage: Eukaryota; Metazoa; Chordata; Mammalia; Afrosoricida; Tenrecidae. Gene Ontology annotation, molecular function: signaling receptor activity. The record is from RefSeq and is a predicted model, not a curated record. The coding region runs from base 202 to 1329 and encodes 375 amino acids. The transcript has 8 exons. Gene Ontology annotation, cellular component: plasma membrane. Gene Ontology annotation, biological process: adiponectin-activated signaling pathway.
AGGGCGCUGAGGAUCCCGGGCCGUUCGGCCACAGGCCGCCUCCAGAGCCGCGGGAUGUAGCCAGGGGGACCGCGGCCCCCAGCAGAGCCUGCCGGCCAGAACGGCGUGCCGGCCACCACAGGGAGAUCUCUGCCCCUUGGGGCUGAGAGACCCUCCGCCUUUCCUCAAGCUGAAGCGGCAAGGUAUUGAGGUAGCAGCCAGAUGUCUUCCCACAAAGGAGCGGUGGUGGCGCAGGGCAAUGGGGUGCCUGCCGGUCACUUGGAGACGGACACGGUGGAACUGGCCGAACUGGGCCCCCUGCUAGAAGAGAAGGGCAAACGAGCAGCCACCAACCCAAGCAAAACUGAAGAGGAGCAAACAUGCCCAGUGCCCCAGGAAGAGGAGGAGGAGGUACGGGUACUGACGCUUCCCCUGCAAGCCCACCACGCCAUGGAGAAGAUGGAGGAGUUUGUGUAUAAGGUCUGGGAGGGACGUUGGAGAGUCAUCCCGUAUGAUGUGCUCCCUGACUGGCUGAAGGACAAUGACUACCUUCUGCACGGCCAUCGCCCACCCAUGCCCUCCUUUCGAGCUUGCUUCAAGAGCAUCUUUCGUAUCCACACGGAAACUGGCAACAUCUGGACCCAUCUGCUCGGUUUUGUGCUGUUCCUCUUUUUGGGAAUCUUGACCAUGCUCAGACCCAAUAUGUACUUCAUGGCCCCUCUGCAGGAGAAGGUGGUCUUCGGGAUGUUCUUUCUGGGUGCAGUGCUCUGCCUCAGCUUCUCCUGGCUCUUCCACACUGUCUAUUGUCAUUCUGAGAAAGUGUCUCGGACGUUUUCCAAACUGGACUAUUCAGGGAUCGCUCUACUGAUUAUGGGGAGCUUCGUUCCCUGGCUCUAUUACUCCUUCUACUGCUCCCCACAGCCACGGCUCAUCUACCUCUCCAUUGUGUGUGUCCUGGGCAUUUCUGCCAUCAUUGUGGCGCAGUGGGAUCGGUUUGCCACUCCUAAGCACCGGCAGACAAGAGCAGGAGUGUUCCUGGGACUUGGCUUGAGUGGUGUGGUGCCCACCAUGCACUUCACUAUCGCCGAGGGCUUUGUCAAGGCCACCACCGUGGGCCAGAUGGGCUGGUUCUUCCUGAUGGCAGUGAUGUACAUCACCGGAGCUGGUCUUUAUGCUGCUCGAAUUCCCGAGCGCUUCUUUCCUGGAAAGUUUGACAUCUGGUUCCAGUCCCAUCAGAUUUUCCACGUCCUGGUGGUGGCGGCGGCCUUUGUGCACUUCUACGGGGUCUCCAACCUCCAAGAAUUCCGUUAUGGCCUAGAAGGUGGCUGUACUGAUGACUCCCUUCUCUAACUCUCCUCGCCAGAGGGGAGGAGGAGAAACUUCCCAAGUGCUUUGAAAAAUAACUUCUUGACUGAAGUGAGAGGAAGAGUCCGAGUUGUCUGUUUCUAGAAGAAACCUCUCAGCAAACUUCGGUCCACUGUCACACCCACUGCACGGUAAACGUCCCAUUUCCCUACCUGGGAAGGCAGGGGAUGGUCUAUCUUAGCCAAGGCACCUCGUCCCCUCACAGAGACAGGACUUUGAAGCUCAUGUUGAGAUUUUACCCCCUCUUCCAACCAUUUUGGAAAAAAGUGAUGAACUGGGACUCUUCAGAAAUUAUGUUUCUGGAAGAAAAUGUCCUUCCCUCACCCCCCAUCCGUACUUUGUAACCUGGCUUAUCACGGGCCAUCCGUUUUUGUAGCACACUUUUCAAAAACAAUUCUAACCUGGCCCCACCUUUCUAGGGCCUGCAUCCGCUUACACAGCAGGAGAGCAAAGCCACCAGCUCCUACAGAGCCCACCUCCUCAUGGAGGUGUGUGUGUCCAGGCUGCACUUAACUUGAGUUUUAAUUUUUUUUCCUUGGCAGAGUAAUGUAAAAUUAAAAUGGGGAAAGAUAUUUAAUAUUUAAUACUAAGCUUUAAAAAACCUGCUAUCAUUGCUAUGUAUCUUGAUGCAAAGACUAUGGUGAUAAUAAAAGAAAGUACAGAAGACACUUGACACUGAAAAGA